This is a messenger RNA of Drosophila biarmipes, 522 nucleotides long. It is a transcript of the gene Acp53C14a, whose product is annotated as accessory gland protein Acp53Ea. Bases 68 to 433 code for a protein of 121 amino acids. NCBI's taxonomy places the organism in Eukaryota, Metazoa, Arthropoda, Insecta, Diptera, Drosophilidae. The transcript is spliced from 2 exons. The record is from RefSeq and is a predicted model, not a curated record.
AUAUAGGACAAGACGUCCCCCAGGGCCCCCAAAGGUAAAUCAGAAUUAGCUGGAAAAAUAAGCCCCAAUGCAUUUGAUUAGGUUUGCCUUCUUGCUGAGCUUCUUGGCUUUAUGCCAAAAGUGUCAAGUUCGAGCCCUAAUCAGUACGGAACUGGAACAUUAUCUGCGUUGUCUGGAAGUGGUGACAGAUGCCGGUGCCCUGAUGAUCGAAAAUUCCGUAACUGCCAUACAACUUCUUUCCGAAUGCGUUGAUUUCCAGCCCAAGCUCAAACUAAGCGGCAGUGUCCUCAGGUUUAUUAGGGUGGCCCAUCAAUUCGCCAAGAAGGCCAUAUACGACAGGCCGGAAUGUCUAGUUCAGACUUUUACCACAGCUGUCGCCCUAAUCAGACCGAUUAUAUCGAAGUUUGACAGCUUGCAGUGCUUUGAUUCGUAAGAUGAACCACGUAAUUUGAAUUUUUAAUAAAACUUGCAAAGUUUAGCUAACGGGGAAGGCAACCUUAAUUCGUUUGCCUCCAUAUUUAA